Messenger RNA from Aspergillus affinis, 1545 nucleotides. Its product is annotated as glutathione synthase. Gene Ontology annotation, cellular component: cytosol. The coding region runs from base 1 to 1545 and encodes 514 amino acids. The transcript has 2 exons. The record is from RefSeq and is a predicted model, not a curated record. Gene Ontology annotation, molecular function: ATP binding; glutathione binding; glutathione synthase activity. Lineage: Eukaryota; Fungi; Ascomycota; Eurotiomycetes; Eurotiales; Aspergillaceae. Gene Ontology annotation, biological process: glutathione biosynthetic process.
AUGGGCGACUCGAUCUACGCCAAUUACCCCCCUCCCUUGAACUCCGCCCAGAGGGAGUUCUUGGUGACCACCAUUAAGGACUGGACCACGCAGAAUGGCCUCAUGGUUCGCCCGGCACCCACUUUUGUAUCCAAGGAGGUCAAUCCCCAUGGGGUUCUUGCGACCAAUGCUCCCGUCACCCUAUUCCCAAGUCCCUUCCCCAGAGCUUGCUUCGAUGAGGCCAGGGCCUUGCAGACCGUGUACAACCACCUCUAUGCGAUGAUAACGUGCAACGAGGAGUGGCUGGGCAAGAUCAUGGAAGAUCUUAUUGAUGUGGACGACUUCGUUUCGCAUUUGUGGAAGACGCAUCUGGCAGUCAAGAAGGAGGGGUAUGUUCAAACGUUGUCGCUCGGCCUUUUCCGCUCGGAUUACAUGGCGCAUACUCCGUCCAGCUCGGUUGCGCCCUCCUUGAAGCAGGUGGAGUUCAACACCAUCUCGGCCUCCUUUGGCGGUUUAUCGUCUCUCGUGACCCAGCUGCACACCGAGCUCCUGGAUUCCCCGCCGGGUUACCCAAUCGCAUACCCGUCUCACAGGUUAUUCAAGUCCAAUAAGCCUCCUGAGAAUACGGCGGUCGAGACGCUAUCUGCGGGAUUGGCAGCUGCACAUGCCGCCUACGGGGCGUCCAAAUGCAGGUCUCUCCCGACUUGCAUUCUAUUUGUGGUCCAGGAGGGCGAGAGGAAUACGUUCGAUCAAUUGGCACUUCUGAGACGGAUCACCAAAUACCACAAAAUCCCAGUGUUCCGUCUGCUGAGUUCAGAAAUUCUGGACCACACCACCAUCCCUGGCUCCAACCCUUCGCGCCCUCUGAUCUAUCGCCCCCCUCACGCGUCGAGCCAUUUCGAAGUAACAACGGUCUAUCUCCGAUCGUUCUACGCCCCAAGUGAUUAUACGAGCGAGCGGGACUGGGAAGCUCGCCUCCAUUUGGAACGGUCUGCUGCGAUCAAGUGCCCCACCGUCCUGAACCAGUUGUCCGGCUGUAAGAUUGUUCAGCAGGUGCUUGCGGAGACCGCCGGACCCGACCACCUGGCAAGCUUCCUCGCCGAAGUGGAUCAGUCCGUCAUCGCAAGACUACGGGCGACCUUUGCUCCUCAGUACGACCUCUCUUCUACGGGGCGUGGUCGGGAGCUUGCUCUCAACCCCGAGACGGCCGCCAACCACGUUCUCAAGCCUCAGCGCGAAGGCGGCGGCAAUAAUGUCUACAAGACUGCUAUUCCUGAAUUUUUGCGUUCGAUCCCCGAGACUGACUGGAAGCGUUGGAUUCUGAUGGAGCUGAUCCACCCCCCGGCCGAGGCGCAGAAUGUGGCCCUGCGAAGCGACGGAGAGGUCAUCCGUGGCGACGUCAUUGGGGAGUUGGGUGUUUACGGAACCAUCCUGUGGGAUCAGGCCCGGGGUACCGUCCUGCACAACGAGCAAGGCGGAUGGCUCAUGCGAACCAAGGCCAAGGAUGUCAACGAGGGAGGUGUUGCCACGGGUUUCUCCAGUUUAGACAGUAUUUUGCUUUUCUAG